CGAUGUUUAGACCGCCUUUUUCUGCUGUAAACACUGUUCCAUUGACCUGCAAUGGCAGUGUUGUUCAUAAUGGUCAAAAUAAAUUGUGGGGUUCUUGUGAUUUUGAGUAUAAUAACAUUGAAAAGGAGUGUUCUGGAUUGGAUCCUGGUUUGGCUUUCAGGACAAAUUUGAGUUUGCCUUAUGAAUCCGAACCGAUUUGGCCUUUGCCUGGUUUCAUGCAAAGGGCGGCAAACAGACAUUUCAGCAAACAACUUCAAUGGUGAAUUUGUCAUCAAGAACUUCAUCAACAUCGGUACUGAAUUUUCAAAUGGAGUCCCCUUCAAACCAAAGCUAUUAUGGAAAUUGUACACCUUUAUUGCCUGAAGAUGAUAAGGUGGUUGGCAUGAAGAGAUCAUAUCCCUUUUCUCUAGACAAUGCUCCAGGUCCCCCUAUCUGCAGAAAAUAUCCUCCCAUUGUUCAUUCCAUUAAUGGACAAGUUGAAGCAAUUUCGAGUAGCAACGGUAGCACGUUCAAUUUCGAACCUGGCACCCUGAGUUUCAGGGAAGGACCUUCAUGUUCACCCUCAAACAUGGAAUCAAAAUCCAAGAAAAGCAUCAAACAAAAAGGGGUCUUUGAUGGAGAUUUUCUCACAUUAGCCCCUCCAACAACUAAACCGAUGUGUUCGAGCUCGAAAUUCAAGCACCCUUCGGCUGUUUUACCCUAUUACAAGUGUGAAUUGCCCGACCUCGAAUCAUUAGCUUAUCAGGCAAGCUUCGAAGAUCCGGUUGUCUGGCGAGGAGUUGGCAGAGUAAACCAGUCAUAUCGACCUUAUUACAGCUUCUUACCACCAGCAACGGUGCAAAUUGACAGAGCAACUACAAUAUCUAUGACCAAUUGUAAAGGUGGAGAAGUAGGAGGACAUGUUGAUCUCAAUUUGAAGCUAUAA
Messenger RNA from Hibiscus syriacus, 925 nucleotides. RefSeq lists its product as uncharacterized. The record is from RefSeq and is a predicted model, not a curated record. NCBI's taxonomy places the organism in Eukaryota, Viridiplantae, Streptophyta, Magnoliopsida, Malvales, Malvaceae. The coding region runs from base 257 to 925 and encodes 222 amino acids. The transcript is spliced from 5 exons. Gene Ontology annotation, molecular function: DNA-binding transcription factor activity.